AUGGCGACCGCCGUGGCGUCGCAGCCGCGCCACCUCCCCCUCGGCGCUGGCGGAGAGCCCAGGUGCACGGCCAGCACAUCAAAGGUUCAUACUCUGGAGAAAGUAUAUGGUUUCAGAUUCGUAUGUAGAAGCAUUGUUGAUGUAAAGAGCUACAAAUUCCAUUCCUGCAUUUCAAAGAGGAAGUGCUACUUGAGGAACUCACCGUCGGAGUGUGAUAGGACCAUCCACAGUGCUAGAUGGUUGGAGUUUCGGAGACACAAGGGACUCUUCCAGAGAACUAGAAGGAUGGUUCACAUUAUUCCAUUGGCUUCUGACGAUGAUGGCAACCGUGUAUCUGUUAAUGGAGCUGCGCAAGUUGGUUCGACAAGCAACAUUGAUGAAAUAAGGUUGAAAUUGAAUAAAGCAUUGCAGAGUGAAGAUAUCAGCAAUGGACUCGUCCAGUCAGUACAUGAUGCUGCAAGAUCUAUUGAGUUGGCUUUCAUAGAGCACAACAAAUCGUCAAAGAGCUCGUGGUUUCCAAAGACAUGGCUGGGUGUUGAGAACAAUGCUUGGAUAAAAUCACUGUCUUACCAGGCUGCUGUAGACUCAUUGUUGCAAGCAGUUAUUGAUGUUUCAUCUCGUGGGAAUGGCAGAGAUAGGGAUAUUAAUGUGUUUGUUCAACGGAGUUUGUCCCGCUUGCUCACCCCCCUCGAGAGUGUUAUCAAGAAUGAAUUGUCUAAGAGGGAACCUACAUUUUAUGAAUGGUAUUCGUCCGAUCAAAAUCCUUUGGUGGUGAGACAAUUUGUAAACAUUUUUGAAAAUGAUGCAAUGUUUAACUCUGCUACAGCAAUAUGUCGUGAAGGCGAGCCAAUGAAUACUAGUGAAAGUGAUCUUUCUCUGCUUAUGCUGUUUGCCCCUCUAAGUAAAGCAUAUAACUUGACGAAAGAUAUUGGCCUUCAGAGAGAAUUUUUGUAUAAUUUUGGUCCUCGUGCUGCUGUUCCUAAACUUGGUAAUGAUCAUGGACUUGAGAUAUCAUUUUGGAUUGAACUGGUUCAGAAACAAUUACUCCGGGCACUUGAUCGUGAAAAGAUAUGGUCAAGACUGACAACAAGUGAAAGUAUUGAGGUUCUGGAAAAGGAUCUUGCAAUAUUUGGUUUUUUCAUUGCUUUGGGUAGAAGCACACAAGGAUAUUUGUCUUCCAAGGGUCUGACUGAUUUGGAUGAUUCACUGAAUGGUAUUGUAAGGUAUCUUAUCGGUGGGAGUGUACUAUAUUAUCCACAGCUGUCCUCGAUUAGUUCAUAUCAGCUGUAUGUGGAGGUAGUCUGUGAAGAGCUCGAGUGGCUUCCUUUUUACAAUGAUGAUGUUCCAAGUGCAAAAACUGAUACUGAAGGUAGAGAAGAAGUGUCUAAAGGAGAAGUCAUAUCAAGAGUCCUAAAUGUGUGCUCUUACUGGAUGGCUAGUUUUAUAAAGUACAGCUCAUGGCUUGAGAACCCUUCAAAUGUGAAGGCAGCAAAAUUCCUUUCUAAGGGACAUGCUAUGUUGAGUGACUGCAUGAAGGAGCUUGACAUAUCAAGAAAUAAUAUGUCAAAAGGCUGUGGCUUCCCAGAACCUGAAGAAGAAUUAGAUACUGGAACAGAGUUAGCUUCCUUUGACAAGUCACUUGAAAGUGUUGAAGAAGCUUUGGUUAAGUUAGAAAAUUUGCUCCAAGAAUUACACGUUUCCAGUUCGAACUCUGGUAAGGAGGAUCUACAGGCUGCAUGCUCUGAUCUUGAAAUGAUAAGAAGACUGAAGAAAGAAGCUGAGUUUCUUGAGGCAUCCUUUCGAGCAAAAGCAGAAUAUCUGGAGGCCGAUGCACCUGCAGAGGAAGGACGUGUAAAGACAGGUAGCAGGACGAACGAUACAUCAGCACCACAAAAAUCAGGAAGCAGGGUGGAUAAUAAACGCCGUCCAUUUUGGGACUUCUUUGGUCGGUCUUUGGGAAAGAAAGUUGAUCCAGCUCUUGCAGAUCAGGAUGGCACUGUCUCCAAUGUGGAGAAGAAAGAUGCGGAGUCAAAUGACAUCCUCCGCUUUGAACAGUUAAGGCGUGAGCUGAUUGAGUUAGAAAAGCGAGUGCAGAAGAGUGCAGAUGAAGCUCAAAAGGAGGAGGAGAUGGUUGUCGCAGACGAAACAACUGCGCCAUCGCCUGGUUCAUCAGUUCCUUCCGGUCAGGCUACCAAGAAAGAAAAUGUCAUAACUAAAUCAGUGGAGAAGGUCAAGGAGACUACAGCGACUGUGUUGCAGGGGACACAACUCUUAGCAAUUGAUACAGGAGCUGCUAUGGGUUUGCUAAAAAGAGCUCUUAUUGGGGAUGAACUAACUCAGAAGGAAAAGCAGGCUCUUCAAAGAACCCUGACGGAUUUGGCAUCUGUUGUUCCUAUAGGAAUACUCAUGCUUUUGCCACUCACCGCUGUUGGUCAUGCUGCUAUUUUGGCUUUCAUCCAGAGAUAUGUGCCAUCGAUGAUCCCGUCCACAUAUGCUCCCGAUAGGUUGGAUCUCCUUAGGCAGCUUGAGAAGGUGAAGGAAAUGGAAGUUGCUGAAGGCAGCAGUGAAGAUAUAUUGGAGGCCGUUGGUUCGAGAACUGAACAAGUGAAAUAA
Molecule: messenger RNA, 2613 nt
Organism: Miscanthus lutarioriparius
Lineage: Eukaryota; Viridiplantae; Streptophyta; Magnoliopsida; Poales; Poaceae
Source: the annotation of a GenBank genome assembly